AUGGAAAGCCAGGACAGACUUCUAUCUGAGAAGGGGAGCGAUGCCUGCGGCCCAGAGCCGGCAAUGGCGAGCAAUAAGGGUCUUAACCGGGCCAAGAUGCUUAUCACGAGAACAGAAAGAAGAAGAUUAAUGGAGGUGACUUACGCGACUCUGACGGUAUUGUACGUGGCUGUUAGUUUCAGGUUGGGCUGGACGAUUUUCAUUAGAUCAUGGACAUUACCCUUCCAGGCCGUCGGUGAAUGGGCGCUUCUGCAGGCAACAUUACUCGUAGUGAGGAGAUUCCAGAGGAGCAACUGGAAACGAACGAUAGAAGACGCUAUAUUGGACUGGGCUGUAGCGCGGGUUUAUUUGGGUUGGCUGACUAUAACCUGCACGUAUGGCCUAGCAGAUUACAUAUAUUUCGGGUCGGCAGUACCGGGGUUUGUAUUAUAUUUUGUCUUAAACCCCAUAGAGGCGAUCAUGUUCGACUACUUCAGAUGGGGCAUUCCCAUCGUCAGCCUGGCCUGGUGCUGCUUAGUCAUCGAUGUGCUAGAAGGGCGAGUUAACAGAGCGUACAUCAGGUCCUUGAGAAUAACUACCGUCUUUGGGCUGGGGUGGUCGUUUUACAGAGUUGCUGCGGGUCACGCUGACUUACGAAGAAAGAGCAAAUUUGAUGGCGGGAUAGCCAGGCUGGUUAAGAUCUUCACAGAAACAUGCUACUCUGCGAGUGAAGAUGAAGAGAAUAGCAGAUGUCGUACUAUAGUGGCAUGGCAAGCACCCGAGAGGCGGAGGUUCGGGGCUUUGGACGCUAGGGAAUUCAUCACGCGUACCCUAUCCAAGAGCUGGAUUUAUGACGGAGAUGCCUACGCAGCCUCUCCGGUUACCAAUGUGUACAUCUCAGCAUUAAUAUAUGCUGUCAAUCUUAUAGCUUUCGGAAUUUCAGGCAAGUUCGUGGGCUCAUUCGGCGAACGAGUGCUUCAAUUUACUUGGAAUAAUGUUAUGGACACGGUCGAAGUUGUUGGGUUCACUUUCUUUUUAGGUAUCUCUGUGAUGGCCAUCAUGUUCCCUAAGACGACCAGAGCUCACUUGACUUACAAAGUGAUCCUCGUAGAUUCCAGGUCUAUGAAAAGAUGGGGAGCUAUGUUCUGGGGCGUAUCCGCUGAAGAAAUCAAUGCGUGCGUUGAGGAGGUCGGGCCCUGUCAACUUCAGUUAUGGAGAAGCGGGACGGGCUGUUACAUGGGUCAAGGUGCAGUAGGUGGAUCCAAUGAGCGGGGAGUUAAUCUUUACACAAGGAAGAAAUACCUUGACGAAAAGUGGGGCGAGGAGUUCUCCGCAAGCCUCGUCGGGGAGGUAGUGGCCGACGCGCCAGGCGAGCCGGUAUUCCACGUUGGUACGGGUAGCCGAAGAUUAGGAGAAUUCCACGACGACAUGCUAGUGGGGGGGUACACCUGUGUUGCGUCUGAUCGAUAG
Chondrus crispus (carragheen) is the source of this 1449-nucleotide messenger RNA. RefSeq lists its product as hypothetical. The coding region runs from base 1 to 1449 and encodes 482 amino acids. NCBI's taxonomy places the organism in Eukaryota, Rhodophyta, Florideophyceae, Gigartinales, Gigartinaceae. The record is from RefSeq and is a predicted model, not a curated record. The transcript has a single exon.